Messenger RNA from Anthostomella pinea, 570 nucleotides. The record is from the annotation of a GenBank genome assembly. NCBI's taxonomy places the organism in Eukaryota, Fungi, Ascomycota, Sordariomycetes, Xylariales, Xylariaceae.
AUGGCUGACAACGAUCCCACCCCAGAGCAAGAGGCAGCUGCCCGUGCCAAGGAAACCGCCGAGCAGGAGGCGCUACCGUACAAAUGGAGCCAAGUUAUUGGCGAGCUCGACGUCGUCAUACCCUCGAUACCCGGUAACCUCAAGGCGCGCGACCUGGUCGUCGAGCUGAAGAAGCAGAAGCUCAAGGCCGGCAUCAAGGGCCAGGAGCCGUUCAUCGAUGGCGACCUUCCGCACCCGAUCCACACCGAGGAGUCGACGUGGACGCUGAUGGCCGCGCCGGACGGCACCAAGACGCUCGAGAUCCACCUGGACAAGAUCAACAAGAUGGAGUGGUGGGCGCACGUGGUGACGGCGGCGCCGCGCAUCGACGUGACCAAGAUCCAGCCCGACAAUAGCAAGCUGUCGGACCUCGACGGCGAGACCCGCGGCAUGGUCGAGAAGAUGAUGUACGACCAGCGCCAGAAGGAGGCCGGCCUGCCCAGCUCCGACGAGCAGAAGAAGGCCGACAUCCUCAAGAAGUUCCAGGACCAGCACCCCGAGAUGGACUUUUCGAACGCGAAGGUUAGCUAG